UCCCAACAGUCUAACAAGAUUUCAACAGCACAACGGAUUAAUACUUUCUAAUCAAUAUUUUUUUAAUUGUCUGUAGUAUUUUUUAAAAAAAAAUCUAUAAUAAAUUCGUUUAAAUAAAUUGAUAAUAUGGAAAUUUCAAUACAAUUGUGUAGUAUUCUUGUUGCCCUUAUAUGGCUCGGAUCAUUGGAGGUUAAUGGGGCAAAAUUCCUCGCCGAAAAACCGGCAUUUUUGGAUAUUUGCAAGCGUUCGGAUAGCGAAUUUGGUAAAUGUUGGGCCAAAAAUCUAGAAAAGAUGUUCAAUGGAUGGAAAUCAGGUGUCCCUGGUCUUAAAUCAAUUGGUUCAUUAGAUCCCCUACAUGUAAAACGUGCCAAGAUCACCCAAGGUGCCGAAGGUAGUCCAAUUUCGAUGAACAUGGAAUUGGUAAAUGCUGAACUAUCCGGCCUGGGUGGAACCAUUAUAGAUGAUGCUGGAUCUAAUGGCAAUAGUUUGGAAAUGAAAUUAAGAGUUACCGUACCUUCGUUCAAAUUGACCGGAGAUUACACAAUGCAUGGCAAUAUUUUAAGCUUGGCCCUGAACAGCAAGGGCAAGGCUCUUAUGAUAUUUGAAAAAGCCACCUUUACACUCAAUUUCCGCCUGAAAUUACGUGAAGAUGGCGCCCAAUCGUUUGCCGAUGUGGAAAAACUAGAUUUGUUGUGGGAAGAUAACGGUGGCAUGCAAUUCCAUUUGAGUAAUUUAUUCAACGGCGACAAGGCGUUGGAGGACAGUGCCCAUGCCCUGCUAAAUGCAAAUUGGCGUGCAAUUUUUGAAGUUCUUCGCCCAGCUUUGAGUCAAACUAAUAAAAUUGUUGUAAAAGACAUUUUAAGCGUUCCCGGUCUUAAAACACUCGGUUCACUGGACCCGCUGCACAUCAAGCGUGCCAAAUUUAGCCAGGGUGGUAAGAAUGACAUUAUUUCCAUAGACAUGGAUUUGGCUAAUGUGGAACUAAUGGGUUUAAGCGAUGUUAUUAUCGAAGACAUAGGAUCCAAUGGCAAUAAUUUGGACAUAAAAUUCAAACUGACGGCCCCCAAUUUCAAAUGGAAUGGUGAUUAUGCCAUGAAAGGAAACAUUUUAAGCUUGGCAUUGGACAGCAAGGGCAAAACUUUUAUGGCAUUUGAAAAGCCCACCUUCACCCUGAACUACAAGAUGAAAUUACGUAAAGAAGGUGAUUAUGAAUUUGCCGAUUUGGAAAAACUACAUCUGGUGUGGGAAGAUAAUGCCAACGUGCAAUUCCGCUUGGAAAACCUCUUCAAUGGCGAUAAAGCUUUGGAGGAUAGUGCUCACACUUUGCUAAAUGCAAAUUGGCGACCAAUCUUUGAGAAUCUACGACCUGUAUUGAGUCAAACCAAUGAAAUUGUUUUAAAAGACAUUCUAAACAAGAUAAUGGCCUAUGUGCCGACUUUCGGUUUCUUUUUGAAAAAAAAAAUGAAAUAUUGUAUUUGUCUUACACUGCUGUUUUGGACAACUUCGGCGGUGGUGGGGAAAAAGGUUUUAACCGAAAAACCUGCAUUUCUCAAUGCCUGUCCCAUUGAGGCCACUGAUGUGGGCUCUUGCUUUGCCAAAAAUCUUGAAGCAAUGUUCCACGAAUGGAAGGCCGGUGUUCCCGGCUUAAAAUCCAUCGGCUCCCUCGAUCCGUUGCAUGUCAAACGCAUUUCCAUUGAGCAGGCUGUUAGUGGACCCAUUUCUUUGAAUCUGAAUAUGCAAAAUGCUGAAAUAUUUGGGCUUUCUGGAACAUCAAUUACAGAUGUUGGUACUGAUGCAAAAAAACUCACCUUCAAAUUUAACAUCAAUGUACCCGAAUUUAAGUUGAUCAGUGACUAUGCGGUCAAUGGGAAUCUGCUGAGUUUGGCAUUGAAUAGCAAAGGCAAAGCUGAAAUAAUGAUGGAAAAAGCCCUUCUAAAUUUGGCCAUACGUGUGAAAAUUCGUGAAAAUGGCGAUUUCAAAUUUGGUCAACUGGAAAAACUCCAUCUGGUGUGGGAAGAUGUGGGUGGCAUGCAUUUACAUUUGGAUAAUAUUUUCAAUGGUGAUGCAACGCUAGAGGAUAGUGCCCAUGCUUUGAUAAAUGAAAAUUGGCGUUCCAUCUUCGAAGUAUUGCGCCCGGCCCUGACACAAACCGUUGAGGUUAUUAUGAAAGAUUUCUUGGGUAAAAUUUUGAGUCAUAUACCGGUGACAUAUUUAUUGGAUGGAUUGUAAAUAAAAAAGGAGAUAUCCAAA
This is a messenger RNA of Musca domestica (house fly), 2250 nucleotides long. RefSeq lists its product as uncharacterized. The transcript has 13 exons. Lineage: Eukaryota; Metazoa; Arthropoda; Insecta; Diptera; Muscidae. Bases 127 to 2229 code for a protein of 700 amino acids. The record is from RefSeq and is a predicted model, not a curated record.